AUGUCUAAUGGGCUGAGCGAUGCAGACCGCGAAAUCGUAUUUAGCCACAUCUUCCGUCACCUUGCGUCCUACCGCAAUGUAGCUGAAGUAUACAUUUUGACGGAACAUGACUUACAGCUCGGCCAGAAUUGGGAUCGCAGAGCAACAGAUGAGGCCAAUGACGAGCUGAACAAGUGGGCACAAAAUUUCCUCCAUCAAGCCUGGAUCGUAUGCAAAGACCAGGAACAAGGUUGCCCUAUUCUCGACCCUUUAGCGGAUACAUCGACCCGCCAAAUCCCCCCUUUGCCCGACCUAACCAACGUGGGGAGGACGCUUAAUACCAUCGCAGUCUUGGAAAUCACGACCACCAAGUCAUAUUCCGCCUACACUCGGGUGUUCUUGCAUAGUUUCGGUCCUCUUGAUGAGUAUCUCAUAGGCUACACGUUGCGAAAUCCGGCGAAGGCGAUAGAAGAGGCCAGAAAUCUUACGGAAACCACUAGGGAUCAACGCGCCAGAUCAAACCGGACUCUUCGUAUGGCAGGUAUGGGUCUCGGUGCCGUUGCUGGUGGGCUCCUUGUUGGUAUCACGGGCGGGCUUGCAGCGCCUUUGGUUGGGGCAGGCGUCACCAGUAUUCUGGGACUCUUCGGUGCCGGCGGGACAGCCGCGGGAUUGUUGGCAAGCAGUUUAGCAAGCUCGUCGGUGGUGUGUGGAGCUCUCUUUGGCGCUUAUGGCGCACGGUCUGCCGCAGGCAUGGUUAGUCGGCACGCUAGAGAAGUCAGCGACUUUGAGUUCGUCCAGGUCUUGGGCGAGGGUGAGGGAGAAACAUUGGGUGUCAGGCUAUGCAUCAGCGGAUGGCUUACAUCCGACGAAGAUAUCACAGCACCGUGGACGAUCUUUAGACAAGGAGACGAUACACACGCGCUUCAAUGGGAAAAACAGGCACUGAAAGACCUGUCCAGUGCGCUUGUCACACUAGUCAAGUCGCAAGCAUGGUCAUAUGCUAAAGGCGAAAUCAUCAAGCAUACAGCUCUCGCAGGCUUGCUCAGUGCGCUCUCACCCAUUUUUUUGCUGAAAAUCGGAAAGAUCAUCGAAGAUAAUCCUUGGAUGAAUGCUAAAGCCCUGGCGCUCAAGACCGGUAGGGUUUUGGGAGAGUUGCUCGCCUUAAGAGUAUUUGGCAACAGACCCGUCACCCUAACGGGCUUUUCACUUGGUUCGCUCGUCAUCUUUCAGGCACUCCUCCAGCUCUCGGAACUUCCACCCGCUAAAACAUGUGGGCUGAUCCAAGAUGUCUUUCUGUUCGGCACUCCCGUCACUAGCAAGAGUCUUGAUUGGGCGACCGUACGCAGAGUUGUCUGCGGCCGAGUCGUCAACGGUUUCUGUCCCAACGACAUGGUUUUGGGCAUUUUCUCACGGGCAUCAAGUGCUAGUUGGAACAUCGCAGGGCUACAAGCUGUAGAAGUCCCUGGAGUAGAGAAUAUAGAAUAUUCAGAUGUGGAUGGGCAUCUGCAGUGGAGAGGAAUGGUGGGAAAAUGUUUGCGUGACUGUAAAGUGCCUGGUGUGGCAGACAAAGAGGUUGAAGAGCAGUUAGCUAGCAUCCCGAGGAUCAUGGAUAUGAAGGUCGAAGGGUCAGAGGCUCGGCUUUUCGACGGAGACCUUUCAGCAAUAAGUGAUGGCACCCACGCAAGCUCACUAGCGUGAUAAGAUGUGGUUGACCGAUUAGCUAGAAGCGUAUUGGCCAUGCCAAAUACAACGGCUGUCAUUCCAUGUCACAGCCUCAAUCAAUUAGAUGAAUCGUAACCAG
Molecule: messenger RNA, 1780 nt
Organism: Coniophora puteana RWD-64-598 SS2
Lineage: Eukaryota; Fungi; Basidiomycota; Agaricomycetes; Boletales; Coniophoraceae
Product: DUF726-domain-containing protein
Exons: 4
Coding region: 1-1677 (558 amino acids)
Source: RefSeq, a predicted model, not a curated record